AUGCUUACUGCAGAGCACAAACAGAGGAGGGUCGAGUUGCCCCAGCAGUGUCUUUCCCGCUAUGAGAAGGAUGGUGAUGAGUUUCUGAAGAAGGUGGUCACAUGUGACGAGACAUGGGUUUGGCACUUAUCCCCCUCCUCACUCACUCACUCUCUCUCUCUCUCUCUCUCUCUCUCUCUCUCUAUCUAUCUAUCUAUCUAUCUAUCUAUCUAUCUAUCUAUCUCUCUCUCUAUCUGUCUAUCUAUCUAUAUCUAUCUUCUACCAUCUCUAUAUUCUCUCUCUCUCUCAAUCUUCUACCAGCUCUUCUCCCUCUCUUUAUAUUCUACCAUCCCCUCCCUCUCUCUUUGCUCUUCACUUUCUCUAUCUCUCUUUCUAUGUAUCUACCUCAGUCUAUUUCCUCUCUAUCUUUCUUUUCUCUCCAUUUCAUCUUCUUGUUUUCUCUCUUUUUCUCUUUCCUUCUCUUUUAUAUAUCUUCCUUUUCAUCUUACUACUUUCUUUCCCUUUGUUUCUAAAUUUCUCACUAUCUAUCUAUCUAUCUAUCUAUCUGACCCCGCUAUUUUCAUCUUUUUAUUUCUCUUUUCCUUUCCCUUUCUAUUAAAUUUUUCUAUCCGUCUCUCUUUAUUUCUUUAUCAUCCUUUCCAUUUCUCCUAUUUCUUUUCACCUCUUUCACUGUCAUGUUCUUUCAUUUACCUUUUUUGUCUUUUAUUUUACUAUUUAUUGUUCUUUCUCCUUCCCACUUACAAUUGUUUCUUCUUCUUCUUCUUCUUCUUCUUCUUCUUCUUCUUCUUCUUCUUCUUCUUCUUCUCUAUCUCUCUAUCUCUCUAUCUCCCUCUCUGUGCUUCGUCUUCUCUUUCUUUCUUCAUUUCCAUUCACUUCCCGCUGUCACUCUGUUAUUUAUUUACUUUCUUCUUUUUCUUUCAUUUUUUUUCAUUUUCAUUCACUCUAUACUUUUUUCCUCUUUUUAUUUUUCUUGCUUCUUUUUUCUUCAUUUUUCCCUCUCUCUAUUUGUUUUUUUUUUCUUUUCUUUUUCUUCAUUUUUUCUCUUCAUUUUCUCCCUUUCUUUUCCUUCAUUUUUCCCUCUCUGUGUGCUUGUUUAUUUUUCUCUUUCUUUUUUCUCAUUUUUUCCCUCUCUCUAUUUGUUUAUUUUCCCUUUCUUUUUCUUCUUUUUUCUCUUCAUUCUCUCUCUCCCCCUCUCUCUCUCACCCUCUCUCUCUCCCUCUCUCUCUCUCAAAGUCAACUACGAUCGUUUUGAAAAUUGUAAAACUUCACUUCCUAAGUAUUCAUCUCUAUUGCUAA
Acanthosepion pharaonis is the source of this 1296-nucleotide messenger RNA. NCBI's taxonomy places the organism in Eukaryota, Metazoa, Mollusca, Cephalopoda, Sepiida, Sepiidae. The record is from the annotation of a GenBank genome assembly.